AUGAUGCGACUUCUGAACCGGGUUUUAGCCUUCUUCCGGAGGAGGAGGCAGCCGGGCUAUUACGCACAGCAGCAGAGUCUGCUGCAAGGUGACCCCAGCUUGCAAACCGUGCAAGGAAUUGUGACAAGUUUCUGUAGUGAUUAUGGCUUGAUUGAUGAGUCCAUUUACUUUAGUACUGAUGUGAGUGGCCAUUUGCCUCUGAAAGUUGGACAAAAAGUUACUGCAGUUGUGAAAGAAGAUAAAACAUCUCAUAAAUUGAAAGCAAUCAAAGUGGAUGCUAUCUCUGACAAUUUUGACGUUGCUGGACCAUCAGACUCUAGAAUCAGAAUUUUAGUUGGUUGUGUUAACCGUAUAAAGAAUGAUACUGUCUACAUUGAUAAAAAAAUUUACUUCUCUCUAGACAUUGUUUCUGAAGGUUUUAUGCCUUAUAAGGGUGACUGGUUAGAAGUUGAGUAUUCCUUGCUGCCAGGUACCUCAAAGAUCAAGACACACUCAGCAAAGCCCAUGAACUGUAAGCAUGUGGAUAAGGUCUAUAUUACUUGGCUACAGGAUAGAUGUGGGGUAAUAGACUACACCAUCUUCUUUACCUUGGAUUCUCUGAAACUUCCUGUUGGAUACAUACCUCAACCAUAUGACAUUGUCAGUGUGGUCGUAGUAGAGAGUGUUCAGUUGUGCUGUACUUGGAGAGCAGUUUCCAUGACCCCAGUGCAAAUAUUGUCAUAA
Castor canadensis (American beaver) is the source of this 723-nucleotide messenger RNA. RefSeq names its product cancer/testis antigen 55-like. The record is from RefSeq and is a predicted model, not a curated record. NCBI's taxonomy places the organism in Eukaryota, Metazoa, Chordata, Mammalia, Rodentia, Castoridae.